AUGGCGUCUGCGCGUUCCACCAGCACUACCGAGUCUAUCUCGAACACCGUUUCGGACGCUGCCAACUACGUCUCGGAGACCGCGAAGGAGUGGACCUCGGGCGCCUCGAAGGAGGGCAACAAGGAGGUUGCCAAGGGCAACACCGACGCCUCGCUCACCGACCGCGCCUCGGCUGGUCUCUCGGCUGUCGGCGACAAGAUGCAGGAGGAGAAGCACUCGUCUGCGGCAAGCGGUUAUAAGGAGUCGGCAAAGCACUAA
Messenger RNA from Rhodotorula toruloides NP11, 258 nucleotides. RefSeq names its product glucose-repressible protein Grg1. The transcript has 5 exons. NCBI's taxonomy places the organism in Eukaryota, Fungi, Basidiomycota, Microbotryomycetes, Sporidiobolales, Sporidiobolaceae. The coding region runs from base 1 to 258 and encodes 85 amino acids. The record is from RefSeq and is a predicted model, not a curated record.